GCUCCCCGCUCACGCUUCCUCGGGGCCUGGCUCUGGCCUCCGGAGCGGUCCCGGGCAGCCCGACGCUGCUCUGCGCGGGCAGAGACGCGCCGAGCCCCGCGGCUGCGCUGCCGCGUCCCCGGCGGCGGCUGUUUCUGGACCGCUGGUGCCUCCAAGAGGACCGCUUCGUCGUCGGGGCGCGUUUAAUGCUCCACCGCAAGGCCAGGCCGGUCCCAAGAGGGGAGGCUGCUCUGCGAAGUCCUAACCAGCAAGGUCCAGAAUGAAUGCACCAAGGGGGCAGCAUACUGGUGCAACAACCUAAUGACGGCUAUCCAGUGUGGCGCUUUGGAUCAUUGUGUCCAGGCUGGAUGGAAUCAAGCCACCAAUAGGAGUGUCUGGAAGAGAAUCGCCAAUGAGAACAUGUGUGCAGACUGCAAACAACUUAUCACCAUCCUCAUGCGCAUGGCCAAGGAAUCAACCUUUAAGAAAACUCUCCAGAAGUAUUUGGAGCAUGAAUGUACCAAUUUGCCACUCCAGACACUUAUCCCACAAUGCCAGGCCUUGGUACAGGACUACUAUGCCCGCUUAAUUGCCAGUCUGGAAAAACAAUUUGACCCCAGCAUUGUCUGUGCCCAGCUGAGUGCCUGUCCAGCAGACCUACCAGGGAGCAAGGAUGCCUUUAUGUUCCUGCUUGCAGGGCUAGAACAGCUCCUUCCAUGGCUGCAAGGCGAGAAUCUCAUCCUGCCCAGUGGCCGCACGCAGGAGCCCCCCUGGGAACUGCUGCCCAUCCCUCUGCCUCUCUGCUGGCUGUGCAGGACGUUUAUUGGCAAGGCUGAAUCUGUCAUCCCCAAGGCUGCUAUUGGCAAAACCAUGUCCCAACUCUGCCAUGUUCUGCCAGCAGCUAUUGCUGGCAUGUGCCAGUGUCUGAUGGAGAAAUAUACUGUGAUCAUUGUGGACAUGAUUGUGAGCAAGCUGGGGCCACGCCUGAUAUGUGGAAUGAUGUUCAUGUGUGCUACAGAGGAAAACUGUGGUCCAGAGAGCCCUCAGGGCCUGCUGCCUGCUUCAGCUGAUGGAUGCCAGGUGUGCCUCAUGAUCAGUGACCAAGUCAAAGCCUCUCUAAGAGCAAACAGCACCUGGAUGGAUGUUGAGGCAGCCUUGCUCACAGCCUGUAGCCAUACCUUUUCGUACUGGCAUCAGUGCAACCACUUCAUCUAUCAGCACCAGCCAAGCCUGCUUGCACUGCUUAUGAAGCUGCAGGACUCCCAAACUACCUGCCAGGAACUGGGUGCCUGCAGGGCCGAGAAGCCUUUUCCAAGAGCCACUGCCUGUGCCCAGGGACCCACCUACUGGUGCUCCAGCUUGAGUACAGCCAAGCAGUGCAAGGCUGUACAGCACUGCCAGGACCACGUGUGGCUGUAGCCAAGCGAUGGGGGUCCUGCUCAAGGCAGGACAGCCCUGCUUCUCUCACCUUGUCUGCUGAUGAAGAAAAGAAUCUUACUCUCUCGGCUAUUAAAAUUAACCUCCAGAUCACA
This is a messenger RNA of Python bivittatus (Burmese python), 1511 nucleotides long. It is a transcript of the gene SFTPB, whose product is annotated as surfactant protein B. Gene Ontology annotation, cellular component: lysosome; alveolar lamellar body; multivesicular body. NCBI's taxonomy places the organism in Eukaryota, Metazoa, Chordata, Lepidosauria, Squamata, Pythonidae. The record is from RefSeq and is a predicted model, not a curated record. Gene Ontology annotation, biological process: sphingolipid metabolic process.